AUGGAUGUCAAAGACUUCUAUCCCCUCUUUCACAUAGAUUUUGCACUGACCGAAGGAAGUACAAUCACUCCUUUGUGCCCAAAAGGAUAUUUUCCCUGUGGGAACCUGACCCAGUGCUUACCCCGUGCGUUUCACUGUGACGGCGUGGACGACUGCGGGAACGGAGCUGACGAGGAGAACUGUGGAGACACUAGUGGAUGGGCGACUCUGUUUGGCACAGUCCAUGGAGAUGCUAAUCAUGUGGCAUUAACACAGGAGUGCUUUUUAAAUCAGUACCCACAACGCUGUGACUGCAAAGAAACUGAGUUGGAAUGUAUAAAUGCUGGCUUGAAGUCUGUGCCAACUGUUUCCAGCAAUGUGACAUUACUGUCUCUUAAGAAAAACAGUAUUCACAGUCUUUCAGAUAAAGUUUUCAUCAAAUACACAGAACUUAAAAAGAUAUUCCUUCAGCAUAAUUGUAUUAGACAUAUAUCCAGGAAAGCAUUCUUUGGAUUACAUAAUCUGCAAAUACUAUAUCUCAACCACAACUGCAUUACAACUCUCAGACCUGGAGUAUUCAAAGACUUACAUCAUCUAACUUGGCUAAUUCUAGAUGACAAUCCCAUAACCAGAAUUUCACAGCGGUUGUUUACUGGAUUAAAUUCCUUGUUUUUCCUGUCUAUGGUGAAUAACUACUUAGAAGCCCUUCCCAAGCAGAUGUGUGCCCAAAUGCCUCAACUCAACUGGAUGGAUUUGGAAGGCAAUGGAAUAAAAUACCUUACGAAUUCCACCUUCCUGUCGUGCAAUUCACUCACAGUGCUGUUUCUGCCUAGAAAUCAAAUUGAUUUUGUUCCAGAGAAGACAUUUUCAUCAUUAAAAAAUUUAGGAGAACUGGACCUGUCUAGCAAUAUGAUAAUGGAGCUACCACCCCACAUUUUCAAAGACCUGAAGCUUCUUCAAAAACUGAACCUGUCGUCCAAUCCUCUUUUGUAUCUCCACAAGAACCAGUUUGAAAGUCUUAAACAACUUCAGUCUCUAGACCUGGAAAGGAUAGAGAUUCCAAGUAUAAACACACAAAUGUUUCAGCCCAUGAAGAAUCUUUCUCACAUUUAUUUCAAAAACUUUCGAUACUGCUCCUAUGCUUCCCAUGUCCGAAUAUGUAUGCCCUUGACUGAUGGCAUUUCUUCAUUUGAGGACCUCUUGGCUAACAGUAUCCUCAGAAUAUUUGUCUGGGUUAUAGCUUUCAUAACCUGCUUUGGAAAUCUUUUUGUCAUUGGCAUGAGAUCUUUCAUUAAAGCUGAAAACACGACCCAUGCUACGUCCAUCAAAAUCCUUUGUUGUGCGGACUGCCUGAUGGGUGUUUAUUUGUUCUUCGUUGGCGUUUUUGAUCUAAAAUACCGCGGGCAGUAUCAGAAGUACGCGUUGCUGUGGAUGGAGAGCUUAGAGUGCCGCCUCCUGGGCUUCCUGGCCGUGCUGUCCACCGAGGUCUCCGUCCUCCUGCUGACGUACUUGACUUUGGAGAAGUUCCUGGCCGUUGUCUUUCCCUUCAGUAACAUCCGUCCUGGAAAAUGGCAGACCUCGGUCAUCCUCAUUUGCAUCUGGAUUGUGGGAUUUUUAAUAGCUGUGAUUCCGUUUUGGAAGGAGGAUUAUUUUGGAAACUUUUAUGGAAAAAAUGGAGUAUGCUUCCCACUUUACUAUGACCAAACAGAAGAUAUUGGAAGCAAAGGGUAUUCUCUUGGAAUUUUCCUAGGUAUGAAUUUGCUGGCUUUUCUCAUCAUUGUGUUUUCCUAUACUAUUAUGUUCUGUUCCAUUCAAAAAACUGCCUUGCAGACUUCAGAAGUCAGGAAUAACACCGGAAGAGAGGCGGCCGUCGCAAACCGUUUCUUUUUUAUAGUGUUCUCUGAUGCCAUCUGCUGGAUUCCUGUAUUUGUAAUUAAAAUCCUUUCCCUCUUCCGGGUGGAAAUACCAGAAACAAUCACUUCCUGGGUGGUCAUUUUUUUCCUCCCAGUAAACAGUGCCUUGAACCCAAUCCUCUACACUCUCACAACCAGCUUUUUCAAAGACAAGUUGAAACAGCUGCUGCACAAACAUCAGAGGAAAUCGAUUUUCAAAACUAAAAAAAAAAGUUUGUCUACAUCCAUCGUGUGGGCCGAUGACUCCUCGUCACUGAAACUUGGGGUUUUGAACAAAAUAAACCUCGAGGAGAAUAUAGUGAAACUAGUUUCCUAGUAAUGGUUU
Messenger RNA from Balaenoptera ricei (Rice's whale), 2217 nucleotides. It is a transcript of the gene RXFP2, whose product is annotated as relaxin family peptide receptor 2. The transcript is spliced from 18 exons. Gene Ontology annotation, cellular component: membrane. Lineage: Eukaryota; Metazoa; Chordata; Mammalia; Artiodactyla; Balaenopteridae. Bases 1 to 2208 code for a protein of 735 amino acids. Gene Ontology annotation, biological process: G protein-coupled receptor signaling pathway. Gene Ontology annotation, molecular function: protein binding; G protein-coupled receptor activity. The record is from RefSeq and is a predicted model, not a curated record.